Molecule: messenger RNA, 1480 nt
Organism: Trichoderma harzianum CBS 226.95
Lineage: Eukaryota; Fungi; Ascomycota; Sordariomycetes; Hypocreales; Hypocreaceae
Exons: 9
Coding region: 162-1283 (373 amino acids)
Biological process (GO): NAD-cap decapping; nuclear-transcribed mRNA catabolic process
Cellular component (GO): nucleus; cytosol
Molecular function (GO): mRNA 5'-diphosphatase activity
Source: RefSeq, a predicted model, not a curated record
GGCCUCACUUUGUUCUCGCCUCACUUCUCACAUCAAAGGCCAUCUCGAUUCGUCUGCUUUCCUGCAUAAUCGGUCCGUCGCCCAUGCAGUCCUUUUCAUCUGGAUGACGUGAUUAGAACAUAUGACGACGCGUGAUACGUGUCGCGCCCGCAGAUUUUGACAUGGCGUCCAACUUCUCCAUCCAGCCGAUAGGGCGGUUUGUAGGAGCCAGCCAACCUGUCAAGAGACCAAAGGAAUUCUCUUGCUUUUCUUUUGAUGAGAACCAUGAAUUUCGCCCUGACGAUUCGUCAGUCAAGUAUUACUAUCCUCCACAGCUUGGGGCAGACUUGUCCUUAGGGUUCAAUACCUUUGUGAAACACGAUGAUUCCCAAGAUGAGCAUCUCGACAGCUUACUAAAAGCCAUUGUAUUACACGAGAAAGAGACCGGAGUUAAGAUAGAUGCGAAUGUCGUCACAUGGAGAGGCAUGAUGACCAAAAUAUUGGCUGCGCCGUUUGAGCAAUAUGACGGCUUCGAAAUGAAUGCAACAUUAUACCAGGGAACCAUUUUUAUCGAAGACAACCACGCACAGAAGAUGCUCUCGAGACAGAAUGAGGAUCGCGGGAAACCUAGAAGGGGACCUCCUCUUGAUGUCAUGCAAUUUUGGGGAUAUAAGUUUGAGACCUUGUCAACGCUUCCUGCCCCAUGGGCAGAGACAUCGAGAGACUUUAUUGAAAACAGAGAUAAACAUGUCGUCAAUAACAAGGAGCAAUACUGCUCCGUUGUGCGGACUGGCAUCGGUAAGGCUGUGCUCUGUCUAGGAGGAGAAGUCGAUGCCAUAUGGGACAGCAAGCCCCAAGAGAAAGGAAAACCUAUCAAUUGGGUUGAGCUCAAGACAAGCGCCGAGAUCCGCCACGGCGGCGAUAUCGAAAAAUUUCACCGCAAGCUCAUGAAGUACUGGAUCCAAUCAUUUCUUCUUGGCGUCCCAAAAAUUAUCGUUGGCUUCCGCACGCCGGACGGCAUCCUCGUCGACAUCAAGGAGAUUGAGACGCAGUCGAUCCCGCAGACGGUAAAUGCGCGCUCGAACGCCGCCUGGAACGCAGAUAUAUGUGUGAAUUUUGCAGCCGCUUUCUUGGAGUGGCUCAUGCAAGUCGUCAAUGACGAAGGAGUCUGGAGAAUAUCUCGACGGGCCCAUUCGCCCGUCAUUGAGGUCUACAAGGCGGAAGAAACAGGACAUGGCGAUAUUUUGACGGACGAGUUUAAAGACUGGAGAAUCAAGUUGGCCCUGGGCGCAAGUGAAUCUUGAAAUGUUUUGGGUGUAAUAAUGAAUUAAUUGUUCUCGAAUGAAGGGAGUACAACAGUCUGUAUAAGACACGAAUGUAUAUCACGGCGUUUUUGCAGUUGUCAACGCCAGUUUUACGUUGAUUCGACCAUGAGAUAUCCUUCCAUUAUGUUGGGUUACAUGUUUACAUACAUCCAUACGUACAUUCCGAAUAGCGAAUC